This is a messenger RNA of Lytechinus pictus (painted urchin), 4801 nucleotides long. RefSeq names its product mucin-2-like. The transcript is spliced from 20 exons. Gene Ontology annotation, molecular function: calcium ion binding. Bases 42 to 2693 code for a protein of 883 amino acids. NCBI's taxonomy places the organism in Eukaryota, Metazoa, Echinodermata, Echinoidea, Temnopleuroida, Toxopneustidae. The record is from RefSeq and is a predicted model, not a curated record.
GUCAUAGUAAUCCAUGUGAAAACGGCUGGUGUGAGGAGACUAUGAUCGGUUUCAAAUGCCAUAGUCGAGCAGAGAAUUCUGAAAUGACACGUAUUGCCAUGGCAACCAGAGGGAGUGAAUCAUGCGGCGAGGGCUUCAAUCUCAACUACACCAUACCAAUGUUUGAGAUCUGUCCACAAAUGCUUGGUGAAAAUGGCGAGGUGAGGCCAAGUAUCCCGAAGAUGAUUCCAUCUUCCCUACCACAGGGACACGGAUGCGAGAGCCAACCCAAGAAGCGAGUGUCAGGACAUCGAAUAUGUCGACUCCCAGAUUGUCAUAGUAAUCCAUGUGAAAACGGCUGGUGUGAGGAGACUAUGAUCGGUUUCAAAUGCCAUAGUCCAGCAGAGAAUUCUGCCACUCUCCCUCGUUCUGUGACGACUACCAUGACUACAAGACAGAACGUUGACACCAAAAACAUCACAUCACCUUCUUCUCCAGAACCCGAGACCACCUCUCGCAAACCACAAACCACUCUACCAACCACUCUCCCUCGCUCUGUGACGACUACCAUGACUACAAGACAGAACGUUGACACCAAAAACAUCACAUCAACUUCUUCUCCAGAACCCGAGACAACCUCUCCCAAACCACAAACCACUCUACCAACCACUCUCCCUCGUUCUGUGACGACUACCAUGACUACAAGACAGAACGUUGACACCAAAAACAUCACAUCAACUUCUUCUCCAGAACCCGAGACAACCCCUCCCAAACCACAAACCACUCUACCAACAGCCACUCUCCCUCGUUCUGUGACGACUACCAUGACUACAAGACAAAAUGUUGACACCAAAAACAUCACAUCAAUGUCUUCUCCAGAACCCGAGACAACCUCUCCCAAACCACAAACCACUCUACCAAUCACUCUCACUCGUUCUGUGACGACUGCCAUGACUACAAGACAGAACGUUGACACCAAAAACAUCACAUCAACGUCUUCUCCAGAACCCGAGACAACCUCUCCCAAACCACAAACCACUCUACCAAUCACUCUCACUCGUUCUGUGACGACUGCCAUGACUACAAGACAGAACGUUGACACCAAAAACAUCACAUCAACGUCUUCUCCAGAACCCGAGACAACCUCUCCCAAACCACAAACCACUCUACCAAUCACUCUCCCUCGCUCUGUGACGACUACCAUGACUACAAGACAGGACGUUGACACCAAAAACAUCACAUCAACGUCUUCUCCAGAACCCGAGACAACCUCUCCCAAACCACAAACCACUCUACCAACCACUCUCCCUCGUUCUGUGACGACUGCCAUGACUACAAGACAGAACGUUGAAACCAAAAAUAUCACAUCAACUUCUUCUCCAGAACCCGAGACAACCUCUCCCGAACCACAAACCACUCUACCAACCACUCUCCCACGUUCUGUGACGACUGCCAUGACUACAAGACAGAACGUUGACACCAAAAACAUCACAUCAACUUCUUCUCCAGAACCCGAGACAACCUCUCCCAAACCACAAACCACUCUACCAAUCACUCUCCCUCGCUCUGUGACGACUACCAUGACUACAAGACAGAACGUUGACACCAAAAACAUCACAUCAACUUCUUCUCCAGAACCCGAGACAACCUCUCCCGAACCACAAACCACUCUACCAACCACUCUCCCUCGUUCUGUGACGACUACCAUGACUACAAGACAGAAUGUUGACACCAAAAACAUCACAUCAACUUCUUCUCCAGAACCCGAGACAACCUCUCCCAAACCACAAACCACUCUACCAACCACUCUCCCUCGUUCUGUGACGACUAACAUGACUACAAGACAGAAUGUUGACACCAAAAACAUCACAUCAACUUCUUCUCCAGAACCCGAGACAACCUCUCCCAAACCACAAACCACUCUACCAAUCACUCUCCCUCGCUCUGUGACGACUACCAUGACUACAAGACAGAAUGUUGACACCAAAAACAUCACAUCAACUUCUUCUCCAGAACCCGAGACAACCUCUCCCAAACCACAAACCACUCUACCAACGAUUGUAACAAAUUAUACGUCACAAAUAUCCUCGACCAUCAAAUCGGAGUCUACAGAAGCUUGGACCACCAUAUUUAACCCUAACACCAGUCAACCAAGCCUUAAUGCCUGUGACCUCAAGCCUUGUAGAAAUGGAGGUACUUGCUCAAGCACAGCACCGUCGAUGUAUAAGUGCACAUGUAACGCAGGACACACUGGAACGCACUGUGAAUUUCUUAUCUGUCCUGAAAAGUGGUUUUACUACGGAAACAAGUGCUACUACGUAUUUCUGCAUCAACACACAACAUGGACCGUGGCUAUUCGAGCGUGUAGCUCUCUGACAGUGCGGUUUUAUGGCGAGGCCGUGAAUCGGCGACCAUCGAUGCUUUUUCCAGAGAGUCAAGACGAAGCCGAUGAAGUGGUUCAACGAUUUCCCGGCGAGGAUGGAGCGGGAAGGAUUUGGAUCAAUUGCAAUGACAUGCACACUGGAGGGGUAUGGAUAUGUGAGAAAGACGCGAACGGGACAAUUUCAACUUACAGGAAUUGGCACACUACUGAGCCAACCGGGAACGGUGAUACUGCCUACCAACUAAAUUAUUCUAGUGAGGUCAAAUGGUUCAAUUUCAACUAUCACGCCAAAGCAUCCAUUCCUCAAACCGUGUGCCAAGUCAUUCUGUGAACAGCAAAUAUUGACCAAGAGAUAAAACUACUUUAUUGCAGUUUUAUCGAUUCAUAUUUCUUAAUUUCACCAGUCAUUUAGGUCUCCAGCAUUGUCAUACUUGACACACCAGAAAAUGAUUAUAGAUUCUUUUUUGUUAUGUUUCAAUUCAGUAGGUUUGGAAAAGGUUUGUUUUCGUGUAUUCAUGGCCGUACGCGGAUUUUUUUUUUUACUUUUUUUCCUGGAGGCGGGACGCAUUGAACAAAAAUCGAAAAAAAAAAGUACAAAGCGAGAGCGUGAAGUAAACGAGCCUGUCAUGGGAACGCUCAAAUUGCAUUUUCUAAAGUGAAAUUGAAGGAUUUCGUGCCCACUUUUGGAGAAUUUUGUUAGUCCUUUCAUUAAAAAAAAGUUCUCAAGAAUUCUGGGGGUGCAUCUGCCCCCUCUCCCUCCGCUGCCUGCAGCCGUUCGUGUGUGUCUGUGAGGUUGGGUGUGUGUGCGUGUGCGUAGGAGUGUGUGGGGGAGUAGUGAGGGGGGGUAAGGGUGGGUGGAUGUUUGUUUGUUUGUGUGUAGGAGUAAUCUUGCCUGGUGUUUUAUCGACUCUGGUAAUAGGUAACGGCACUGUGAUUACUCAUUCCUUUUGAACGAUUUCUAUUCAUAACAAUAAUAUAAAUAACCAUAAUUGCGACAACGAUAAUGACAAAAGUAGAAGUAACAACUAUAUUGAUGAUGAUACAUCGUCACCAUUAUAGCAAUAAUGAAAAUACCAACAAAAAUAACUAUGAUGAUAAGAGUUGAUUGUAAUUUUUUUUCGCAAAUUCUGAUACAGUAAGAUAUUCGACACAAUUAUGUAUCUGCAUAUUUUGCUUAUUAUUGCUUUAAAUGGAAAUAAUUUUUGAAAAAUAUAUAAUAGAGCUAAGUAUGUUAAUAAUGAUAAUUAAAGUAUAAUGAUAACGAUGAUGAUGCAUUUGGCUGUUAGACCAGGGGCCCGUUGCAGAAAGAGUUGCAAUCAAUCGCAACUCUAAAAAUCACGCGCAACUUGAUUUUCAACCAAUUAACAGCGCGCAUUUGGGACUUGCGAUUGAUUUUUUGACUUGCGUUUAAACGCAACUCUUUCUGCAACGGACCCCUGCUGGCAUUUGUCCACUUGGCGCAAUGUCAAAUGGCAAUUCGCCGGUAAGAUCAUGUGUUUCCCGUGUUUGCGAAAGCACGAAUACUAAAUAUGCCAGUAUAGACGGCAAAGUCGUGUAUAUUUUGUAGUUUCCACAUCUUUCGAAACGGCAAUUUAGUUGUAUAUUUAACCAAGACACUCUCAGAAAGAGCUGCAUUUUAUUUUACAUCAUUAUAAUCUAUUUGUACAUACACCAUCAUAAACAAUAGACUAUUAAGUUGAGUUAACGAUAUAGCAACGAUCUAGACAAUCAAGUAUUAUUUUUGUAAUACUUACAAUCGAGGCUUUUAGUGCACCAUUUGAGGCUAAGAUGAAUUCAUUUGAUAUCAGAAUUUAAGUAUGUUCUUCUUCAUUACAAAUAUAAUUUAUAAAAAUAAAAAAACGUAUUUUAUUCUUCAAAAUAAACAUCUGAAAAUAGAAAUAUAAUCAAAAUAAUUAAAUUAUAAACAUUAAAUUCUAAACGAAAAGGUCAUUACAAUUAAAAUUGAGGUAAAGACAUUUUAUGUAAUGGAAAUAUUCAUUAAACAAUCUUACAGUCGUAGUUAUAACAUGCUAAUUACCCAGCAUAACAUCUUUGAAGUUAUAAGACAAUAUUUACAUUGGCUUGUCACUUUUCAAAUUAUAUUGUUCAUUCAACAGUUGAAAGAUUGGAUGAGUGACAUUCGUUUCCUAAUUUCAUAUCCAACCUUUGAUAGGAUAAAGUUGAAACGAACAGAUUUAACGGAAGAUCUAACUAUUUAAAGGGGUAAAAUGCAAAAUUCGAAAAAGGUUUUCACUCCUCAAUACUUUCUUGCUUAUUUAACCUUUCAUUUUUAGCGUGUUGCAUUACCAGUUUUCUAACUCCCUUAAUAAUGGGAUAAACUGAUUGAGUAUAAAAACGAAGUACGAUCAAUUCUGUAACACCACUCUAAGCAAUAUUUCAUUUUAUACAAGCAUAGCUGAUUAAAAGAAAUAUCAAGUA